AUGGCCGAGUCGAAUUUCAAAACGAAGACGAUGAAGAGGAAGAAUGUAAAGGGUUUGGCGUUGAGUGCUCCGCCACCCAAGGCUGCUGCUCCCUCUGCAGGCGAUUCUCAGAUACCCGGGGCUCUAGGACACGAUGAGGGACGAGCGGAUACGUUGGAGAUUGGUGUGGAAUUUCAACUGGACCUCAAAGCCGAAGAUCUGAUAGUCCUGCGCGAGCUGGGGUCGGGUAAUGGUGGUACCGUAAGCAAGGUGCAGCAUGCUGCUACCAAGGUCAUAAUGGCGCGGAAGAUCAUACAUGUGGAAGCAAAGAACGAAGUGCGGAAGCGCAUUGUACGAGAACUUCGAAUCAUGCACGACUGCAACGACGAACGCAUCGUCGACUUUUACGGCGCAUUCCAGAACGAUACCGGCGAUGUCAUAAUGUGUAUGGAAUAUAUGGACGUAGGUUCUUUGGACUGGGUAUCAAAGACGUUUGGCCCUGUCCGUGUCGAUGUGCUUGGAAAGAUCGCUGAAGCCGUUCUUGGAGGCUUGAGCUACUUGUAUUCAGCCCACCGCAUCAUGCACCGAGAUCUCAAACCUUCGAAUAUCUUGGUGAAUUCCAAAGGACAGAUCAAGCUUUGCGAUUUUGGCGUGUCGAGUGAGUUGGAGGGAUCUAUUGCGGAGACCUUUGUCGGGACAGGAACAUAUAUGGCGCCCGAGCGGAUACAGGGGUCCCCGUAUACAGUGAAGUCGGAUGUAUGGAGUGUUGGGCUAACCCUCAUGGAACUUGCGAUUGGUAAAUUCCCCUUUGCGGGAGGCGACAGCGAUGCGGACGAUGCUGGUGGACCACAAGGCAUUCUGGACCUCCUGCAGCAGAUUGUUCUGGAACCGUCACCGAAGCUGCCCAAGAGCGAUGCUUUCCCCUUGAUUCUCGAGGAGAUGAUUGCAAAGUGUCUAUUGAAGGAUCCGGCGGAACGACCGACUCCCAAAGAGCUCUACGACCACGACGCUUUCCUCCAAGCCGCAAAGCGAACGCCAGUCGACCUGGAAGCGUGGGCGAUCAGCAUGAUAGAGCACAACAAGCGCAAAUCCUACCUCGCACCUGCCGCACCCUCCUCGGCCGCCGUCCGCGAGAAACUUCGCGAGCGGUCACCCCCUUCUAGCCGCAACACACCGACGACCUCCGAACCCAACGGGACCGCUUCAGCACCACCUCGCCCACCGUAUCCUGUGCGAACGUCGAGUUCCGCCGCGUCCCAAAAUCCCCUAUCCCUCCCCAUCCGACCCGCCCCACCGCCCAAUGCUCCGUCGCCGCAAUCAAGAGCUCCGCCGAAUGGUGGCUUGCCGCCUGCACCGAGGAGGUGA
This is a messenger RNA of Westerdykella ornata, 1344 nucleotides long. RefSeq names its product MAP kinase. Gene Ontology annotation, molecular function: protein kinase activity; ATP binding. The transcript is spliced from 4 exons. NCBI's taxonomy places the organism in Eukaryota, Fungi, Ascomycota, Dothideomycetes, Pleosporales, Sporormiaceae. The record is from RefSeq and is a predicted model, not a curated record. The coding region runs from base 1 to 1344 and encodes 447 amino acids. Gene Ontology annotation, biological process: protein phosphorylation.